GGCUGGCCCCGGCGGCGCCAUGUGAUGCCCUCUCCUCCCCGGGCUCUCCCGGCGCGGCGCGGAGCCGAGCGGAGCGGAGCAUCCCCGGGGCCGCCGGCCGCGUCCCGCCGCGGAGCAGCUCCCGCGGGGCCGGGCAGGAGCUGCCAGCACGUGGAUGCAGAGACCUGCCUGCCAUCUGCCUGUCCCCGUGUCCCCACACCCUGCAACCCUCCUGUGGGUCGGUCAGAGAGGGAGAGCUGAGGCUGUGCCCUCCCUUCAGCUCCUGCCUGUUUAAAGCCAUCCCACUCCCAGCUCCUCCCAGACCAUCCAGCAGCUGAAGCCUCCUCUGAGGACCCUCAUCCCUCUGCCAGAGCUGCUCUCCCACCUUCAGCCCCAUCACAGGCUCACAGCAUCGCUGCAGCUGGGGUUGGCAGAGCUCAGACUGCACAAGGGUGAUCGGCUCCCCGGAGGCUCCGUGCCCAGGGCUCCCCCGGCGCCACCGGCCCCCGAUGCUGGCGGCGAUGAGCGCCUGCAGCAGGAAGGCGCUGACCCUGCUCAGCAGCGUGUUCGCCGUCUGCGGCCUCGGCCUCCUGGGCAUCUCCGUCAGCACCGACUACUGGCUCUACCUGGAGGAGGGCAUCGUCCAGCCCCAGAACCAGACGGCCGAGAUCAAGCUCUCGCUGCACUCGGGGCUCUGGAGGGUCUGCUUUCUGGCAGGUGAGGAGCGUGGCCGGUGCUUCACCAUCGAAUACGUCAUGCCCAUGAACCUCCAGCUGACAUCUGAGUCCACAAUCAACGUCCUGAAGAUGAUCCGCUCUGCCACCCCCUUCCCUCUGGUCAGCCUCUUCUUCAUGUUCAUCGGCUUCAUCCUGAGCAACAUCGGCCACAUCCGGCCUCACAGGACCAUCCUCGCCUUCGUCUCGGGGAUAUUCUUCAUCCUCUCAGGUCUGUCACUGGUGGUGGGGCUGGUCCUCUACAUAUCCAGCAUCAACGACGAGAUGCUCAACAGGACCAAGGACUCGGAGUCGUUCUUCAAUUACAAAUAUGGGUGGUCCUUUGCCUUCUCUGCCAUCUCCUUCCUUCUCACAGAGAGCGCCGGGGUGAUGUCCGUGUACCUCUUCAUGAAGCGCUACACGGCCGAGGACCUGUACAGGCCGCACCCCGGCUUCUACCGCCCGCGCCUCAGCAACUGCUCCGACUACUCGGGGCAGUUCCUGCACCCCGACGCGUGGGCGCGGGGCCGCAGCCCCUCGGACAUCUCCAGCGAGGCGUCCCUGCAGAUGAACAGUAACUACCCAGCCCUGCUCAAGUGCCCCGACUACGACCAGAUGUCCUCGUCCCCGUGCUGAGGCCCGGCCGCCCCCGCGCCGUCGCCCGUGGUCGCCGCGUCCCGACUCCCGUUUGUUGUUUUUUUUUCCUGGCCAAUUCUCUAUUUAUAGGAGCGUAAAUAUAACCAGAGAGAUUGGUUAUAUAACCGAUAGUGUAACCUAGAGAAUUGGGAUGUUUCCCUUUCUUUGGUUUUUUUGGUUGGUUUUUAUUUUUGGGGUUGUUUUGUUCCUCCCUGCAUAACUAAGAAUGUCUCCAAAGUCCUCCUCUCUCAGCUCAUCCCGCUGAGCAAACAGCAGUUCUGCCUGGGGGAUAAAUCCAGGGCUGGACUCAAGAGCAGGAAAAAGCAAAUAGAGUAGAACCAAGGAAAAGAAGGUGUAUUUUUUUUUGGUGUGGGUAGGUAGGCUGAUAAAGUUUGUGCGUUCAACUGUAUCACUGAAUCCUAUAUUUACUGGCCUGUGUGCCAGCAGGGCAUCAAAGAUUUGUGUAACUUUCCAAGAAACAACCAGCAUUAGGAAAACAUAAAUUUGCCUUGACUGAACACUUACUGAUUGGUAUCUCUCACUGCUGGAUAUCAUUUCCAGCCAGGCUGGAAUGGGAAAUAGCCAUCCUUCAAUGAGACCUCAGCAGGCGUGGACACCAGCAGCUUGUUUUUCCUCUCUGGCCACUUGCAAACUGCUGCUUAAAUAUCCCAUGUUAGACUGGAGGCACUCUGAGGUGCUGGGCUGGAGGGAUGGCUUCAGCACCCAAAUUCCCUCUGCUGUCCUAUAGACAGAAGGUCUGAAGAAUAAAAGGGAGAAUUUCAAUGCAGCAUCAAGUGGAAAACAACCUAAACCUUUCCCAUGGGAAACAUCACGUGCAGGACUUAGUGGAAAGAUUUCAGUGAAAGGCAAGAUCCCAAACCUCUGUAAAGUGACAUAGCUGAGAUUAUUGGUACAACUCCACUGCAGCAAAGUAGUUGGCUUAUAUUAAAUUUUGGCAAGAAAAUGGUAUUUUCACUGCUUUUUGUGUGUGUGUGUGUGUGUGUGUGUGUGUAUAAACUUUAUUUUGAGCUUUUAAGUUUGAAAAUUUCAUUUGAUGCUUUGGCAUUUUGGCCUUAGCCAGCUGCCAGGGGAGAGCAUCACUGACGGACAACAAAGGGCAGGGAAGGAAAAGGCUGUGACCCCUUGUGCGAGCCCCAGCUUGUCACCUUGCAGGAGAAAGAGUUUUGUCCAGACUUUAUUUCUGUUCUUGUUUUAAAACUUUCUGAAAAUUUCCUUCCUGCAAAACAAAACUGUCUGGGGAUUCUUGGUCUAUUUGGGCUUGUUUUGUCUUACUGUUAAUUAAAAGAAAUAGAAUAUAUGCAGUUUUAACCUCAUUUGUAGAGCAAUGAAUGUUGGAUCUCCUUGUUGUUAUUAUUUAAUAUUGUUAUUUCUUAUUUGCUAUUAAAUAUUUAUUAUUUAUA
Messenger RNA from Prinia subflava (tawny-flanked prinia), 2749 nucleotides. It is a transcript of the gene CACNG5, whose product is annotated as calcium voltage-gated channel auxiliary subunit gamma 5. The transcript is spliced from 7 exons. The record is from RefSeq and is a predicted model, not a curated record. Gene Ontology annotation, molecular function: channel regulator activity; voltage-gated calcium channel activity. Gene Ontology annotation, biological process: transmission of nerve impulse; positive regulation of synaptic transmission, glutamatergic; postsynaptic neurotransmitter receptor diffusion trapping. Gene Ontology annotation, cellular component: postsynaptic density membrane; AMPA glutamate receptor complex. Bases 489 to 1328 code for a protein of 279 amino acids. NCBI's taxonomy places the organism in Eukaryota, Metazoa, Chordata, Aves, Passeriformes, Cisticolidae.